Nannospalax galili (Upper Galilee mountains blind mole rat) is the source of this 3090-nucleotide messenger RNA. It is a transcript of the gene Lmbrd1, whose product is annotated as LMBR1 domain containing 1. Gene Ontology annotation, biological process: protein localization to vacuole. The record is from RefSeq and is a predicted model, not a curated record. The coding region runs from base 209 to 1870 and encodes 553 amino acids. The transcript has 17 exons. Gene Ontology annotation, cellular component: vacuolar membrane. NCBI's taxonomy places the organism in Eukaryota, Metazoa, Chordata, Mammalia, Rodentia, Spalacidae.
CUCGGGGCGCCCCGCCCCUAGGCGGUCCUCGCGUCCCGCCCCCGCAGGCCAGUCGGCAGGGGACGCUCGCGCGCCGGGUCUCCUUGGCAACUCGCCGCUCCGCCCCUCCACCCCUUUAACCUUUAGGCUGCGCGUUUCCGGGUCCCUCUCUGGCCUGGCUCCCCUCCCUUCCCCUCCCCCUCGAGGGCCUGUCGGACCGGAAGCCAAGAUGGCGGCGGCCGCAGCCGAGCUGGUGAUCGGCUGGUGCAUCUUCGGCCUCUUGCUCCUGGCUAUUUUGGCAUUUUGCUGGAUAUAUGUUCGUAAAUACCAAAGUCAGCGAGAAAGUGAAGUUGUCUCCACCAUAACAGCAAUUUUUUCACUAGCAAUUGCACUUAUCACGUCAGCACUUCUCCCAGUGGAUAUAUUUUUGGUUUCUUACAUGAAAAAUCAAAAUGGAACAUUUAAGGACUGGGCUAAUGCUAAUGUCAGCAGACAGAUUGAAGACACUGUUCUGUAUGGUUACUAUACACUGUAUUCUGUCAUACUCUUCUGCGUGUUCUUCUGGAUCCCUUUUGUCUACUUCUACUAUGAAGAGAAGGAUGAGGAUGACACCAGUAAAUGCACUCAAAUUAAAACGGCGCUCAAGUACACUUUGGGAUUUGUUGUGAUUUGCGCACUUCUUCUCUUAGUUGGUGCUUUUGUUCCAUUGACCCUUCCCAGUAACAAAAAUUCUACAGAGUGGGAAAAAGUGAAGUUCCUGUUUGAAGAACUUGGAAGUAGUCAUCUCAGUCGUGGUCUUCCUAACUUGUUAAUGCAGUAUUCCUGUUUUUAUGGAUUAGCUGCGUUGUCAUUCUCCAUUAGUUCUCUGACCCUGAUUGGAAUGUUGGCAGCUAUAACUUACACAGCAUACGGCAUGUCAGCAUUACCUUUAAAUCUGAUAAAAGGUACCCGAAGUGCUGCUUACGAACGGUUAGAGAACACUGAAGACAUUGAAGAAGUGGAGCGGCACAUGCAGACAAUCCGCUCAAAGAGCAAAGAAGGUCGACCUUUGUCAGCAAGGGAUAAACGUGCCUUAAAGCAAUUUGAAGAGAAAUUACGAGCACUUAGAAGAAGAGAGAGGCACUUAGAAUUCAUUGAAAACAGCUGGUGGACGAAAUUUUGUGGCGCUCUGCGUCCCUUGAAGAUCAUUUGGGGGAUAUUUUUCAUCUUAGUUGCAUUGCUGUUUGUAAUUUCUCUCUUCCUGUCAAAUUUAGAUAAAGCUCUUCAUUCAGCUGGGAUAGAUUCUGGUUUCAUAAUUUUUGGAACUAACCUGAGUAAUCCAUUGAACAUGCUUUUGCCUUUGUUACAGACAGUGUUCCCUCUUGAUUAUAUUCUUAUAACAAUUAUUAUUGUGUACUUUAUUUUUACUUCGAUGGCAGGAAUUCGAAAUAUUGGCAUAUGGUUCUUUUGGAUUAGACUGUAUAAAAUCAGAAGAGGGCGAACCAGGCCUCAAGCACUCCUGUUUCUCUGCAUGAUCCUUCUACUCAUUGUCCUUCACACUAGCUACAUGAUUUACAGCCUUGCUCCCCAGUACGUAAUGUAUGGAAGCCAGAACUACUUAGUAGAGAACAAUAUAACUUCUGAUGUUCAUAAAGGCAAUUCGACCCUUUCUAUGCCAAAGAGAUGUGAUGCAGAUGCCCCUGAAGAUCAGUGUACUGUAACCCGGACAUACCUAUUUCUUCACAAGUUCUGGUUCUUCAGUGCUGCAUACUAUUUUGGUAACUGGGCCUUUCUUGGGGUAUUCUUGAUUGGAUUAGUUGUGUCCUGCUGUAAAGGGAAGAAGUCAGUCAUUGAAGGUGUGGAUGAAGAUUCAGAUCUAAGUGAUGAUGAGCCAUCUGCCUAUUCUGCCUGACAACCUUCCACCCUUAGCUUUAUGAAACAGACUGAUACCUGUUAGCAUUUUCAGAAUUUUAAAGUAACAUUAAGAUGAACUGUCUAGCUUUCAUCAGAAGUGGGAGCAUGGCCAUUAAAAAGAACUAUAUUUUUUAUGUUUUCUGAAGUAACAUUAUUGUAUCAUAGAUGAACACUUAAAAUUGCUAUAAUAAUACUGUAUAAAUAUGAGAUUGCCAGGUUUGUGAGGAAAUAUUUGUGAAAAUUUUUAUUCUUUAUUAUAUGAUAGUGUUAAAUUUAUUAAAAUCUUCCAUAAAAUCUUUGUUCCCUUUUAAAACCCUAAUAAGAAGUCACUUGUAUUUGUGCCUUAGGGUCUCCAGAAUCAUGUGCAGUUUUAAUGUGUCUUUAUUGAUUGGCUAAACAGUGUUCACAGUAUUGUUCCUGGAUGAACAUACAGCUCAUGUGCAGCUUGUUUGCAGCUUUGUGCAUAAAAUUAUUAGUCUAACUGAAGUAGAUUUCAUGAGAAUUUUGCAAACUACUUAAGACCAUGGUGUUUUUAAGGUGUGUUAUUGUUGUAUUAUUGUUGAUACUAAUCAAGUCUUCACACCUCCACAAGAAUAUUCAAGGUAUACGUAUUGAUGAAGAUAGCAUUUGUUUUAUAAAAGGCUUUAAAUUUUGUAUUGUAAUGCAAAUGGAAGUAUCAAGAAUAAUUGAUCCUGAAAAACUCAGUUUACUGAGCAUUAUACGGUAUAUGACAUCACACUCAGAUUUAUUUCGUUUAAAGAUCUGAAAUUUACAAAAGGUAGAAUCAACUAUAUAACCUCUGCAGAGUAUUUUGAAAGUGUGCUGGAUAGUAAAAAUAAAAUAUAAAUUGCUACCAUAAAUUAGAAUUCAUUAAAAUGUUUCUAUGUUUGUGCUUGAAGUAAACUAUCUCUGCUUCUGGAGAAGAUUUAAGAAUUAGCCCCAUGUGCAACUAAGUAUUCUGUCCCUUAAUUUUUGUAGCACUUUUUGUCUGUUCAGAUGAAAUCUUUGCCUCUGUUGAUAGGCAUUGGGAGCCUUUGUGUUUGACUUGUUUCACCAGUCUCUCUGGUGUCCAUUUUACAUUCUCUGGGUGCACAGUAUCACAUACCCUCAGCCUCCAACACUAUUGCUUUCCCUAUACUCUGAACUUUACUUGCUUGUUAACUACAUUAUUGAUUCAGUUGCAGCAGAUUAAAAAUUGAACUCUUCAUUAAUAACGCA